AUGCCUGGCAGUCCUACUUCCUCCAUCCAUAGAACCCAGGAAGUGUUUCCCUCUAGAUCACAAUCAUCUAUUUCGGAUAACCCUUCUAAUUGGUCUCCAAAUCAAUCAACAUCAGCUCCUCACAUUGAUCCAGCAAUUCUUUUUCAAGAUUUGGCUCAGCAACCUGUUUCUCAACUUGCAGUUUCUACUCCUGUUCCAGGUCUUAGCACUAGCACUAACCCAGAUUCCCAGCCUAUUCCUCCUAUUCCAGGAGAUUUUUCCAACCUGCAAUUGCCACCAACGUUUGGAGUUCUUAUUGCAGAAGCCAUCAAAUCUAGUCCAGUUCAAUGCCUUCCUCAACUGUCUGCUACUUCCUCUGCUGGUGUUCAGACACACCACAGUUUUCACAGGCCAGACUUGUCUGUCUCUGAACAAGGUGGCCAGCAUUCCCCAGACCAAUCAGAACAUGAUUCCAUAUUUGAAGAAGGAAUCCCUCCAGUUGAUGCCCUUUCAGAGGAUGAGGGCCUGGAUAUCGACCAGCCUCCUUUUGUAGGUCUGUUUAAGCCUCAACUUUUCAAAUCUCUCCUUUAUAAGGCACAGGUUUCUACUGGCUUAGGAGAUGUUUCCUCUUCCAAGAACCGUUUUCCAACAGGGGAAGGUCCCUCAGGUUCACCAUCGGAACCUUCCACUUCUAAUGAUAUGGUCCCAGCACCUAAACUUUUCACUGAAGUGGUGCAACGCCAAUGGGUGGUUCCAGGAUCUGGUCCAUUUCCUAAUACCAUUGAUAAACGUCUCUACCAUAUGGCACCAGAGAUGUCCAGCCUUUUACAGGUUCCCACAGUAGACGCUCCUGUAGUAGCUCUAGCGUCGUCCACUCAUUUCACGGGGCCUCCUGAGGAAUCCCUCCGUCCUGAAGUCAAACGGGCUGAGAAAGUGUUAGUGAAAGGUCAUCAAGCGGUGGCCUGGUCAGUCAAAGCAGCUGCUUCUGCCUCCUUUUUCAACAGAGCCACCAUCAUCUGGCUCAAACAAUUACAAGCGAGAACCCCUUCUGCUGAUAUUCGAUCUCACCAGGACCUCAAUAAGACUAGCCGCACUGGAAUAUUCCGCAGAUGCCACACUCAAUGCGACCAGAUUUGCGUCUAAGGCAGUGGAGUCCAUCACCACUUCCCGCAGAUUAUUGUGGCUCAGGAAUUGGCAAGCAGAUAAUAGAAAUAAAUGGAGACUAGCUUCUUCUCCUUUCUCAGGUAAUAAAUUGUUUGGUGCUUCAUUAGAUCCAAUUCUCAUUGAAUAAGUGGAAGAUCCUCCCCUCUCUUUCACGACGCACAGAGACUCGACCUUCAUCAUAUACUCGCCAGCAGUCCUUUCAUCAGUCAGACUUAUCAUUCUACCAGCCCAGACCUCAAAGACCUUUUCACUCCAGAGGAAAUUUUGCCCAGGAAGGCCAGGUCAGAUCCAAUCCCAAAUACCCUUCCAAGAAGUCUUUCAGGGGGGGCAGGGGUAGGGGAUUUUGCAGAAAUAGAUAAUUCCCUCUCUGCCCUUCCCAUUGGCGGCAGGCUUACCCAUUUUGCCGAUCAAUGGGAUCUUUCAAUUUCGGAUGCUUGGGUUAGACACACAAUUCAGUUUGGACUUUUCCUAGAAUUCCUCUCCCCCCCUCCGAGGAUUUUCAUACCAUGUCCAGUUUCCCGCAACAGGGCUGACAGGAUGAUUACAGAAGAAGCCAUCACUCAUCUUUUACAAAUAAAUGCCAUUCAGAAGUUUCCUUCCCCCCAACGGGGUCAAGGUUUCUAUUCACGUCUCUUUGUGGUACGCAAAUCCUCGGGGGGGCUGGAGAGCAAUCCUUGAUCUCAAAUCACUAAAUCGUUAUGUUUCGUAUCAUAAAUUUAAAAUGCAGUCUCUUCAAUCCAUUUUGGAUUCCAUUAGACCGGGUGAUUUCCUAUCUUCCAUUGACCUCACGGAGGCUUACCUCCACAUUCCCAUAGCUCAGGAACAUAGGAAAUUCCUUAGGUUCUUCUACAAGGGUGAUCAUUACCAAUAUUCUGCCUUGCCCUUUGGGUUGUCUUCGGCACCCAGAGUGUUCUCCAAGGUGCUAGGAGCUUUAAUUGGCUACAUACGCUCCAGACCUACUCGAAUUCAAUUCUACCUCAAUGACAUCCUUAUACUUUCUAAUUUGGCUCCGACAGCUCGUUCUGACCUGUCUUACACCAUACAAAUUCUCCAACUUCACGGGUUCUCCAUAAAUUGGGAGAAAAGUCACCUUUCGCCCUCCACAAGACUUCUGCAUUUGGGGGCGGAAAUUGACAUGACUCUAUCCAUCGUAUAUCUUUCCCAAGAAUGUCAGGAUAGUCUGAAACAGCUAGCAGAACAAACCAUUUGAGCUAGUUCAGUAUCUCUUAAAUCCCUUUUACAAUUAUUGGGCAAGAUGCUUUCUACCUUUGGUAUUGUUCCCUGGUCUCGUCUCCACAGCAGGGAGCUGCAGUGGAUGCUUGUUCCGUACCAAAAACGACAACUGGCCAAUUCUCUGGCACUGGUUCAUCUCCCUCAAUCGGUACGCAUAUCGCUUCAAUGGUGGACUACAGAGACCAAUUCCAGAGGGAUCAGGUUCAGAGAAUCAGUCAGAUUCACUCUCACCACCGAUGCAAGUCUCACAGGAUGGGGAGCACAUCUUGGACAUCACAUAGCUCAGGGUACAUGGUCCCUUCACGAACAGUCCCUCCCUAUCAAUCUACUAGAAUUAAGGGCCAUUUUCCUAGCCCUGUUGCACUUCAGCAAACAGGUAGCAGGACAAGAUAUUUUGAUCCUCACAGACAAUGUAUCAGCGAAGGUCCACAUCAACAAGUGGGGAGGGACUCACUCAAAAUCACUCAUGAGAGAGACCUUCAAACUAGGUCUAUGGGCAGAACGUCACCUCCUUUCCAUUUGAGCGGAUCACAUGUCAGGAGAGGCCAACAUUCAUGCAGAUGCCCUAAGUAGACAGAGGAUAGACCACACAGAAUGGAGUCUUCCUCCCGAUCUCUUCAUGGAAAUAGUUCAACGAUUCGGUACUCCAGAAGUAGAUCUGUUCACUUCAGAGAACAAUCACCAGCUUCCAUGGUAUUUCACCAGAUUUCAUUCCCCCAGAGCCGAGGGGGUGAAUGCUCUUCGCUGCCCUUGGCCGCUGGGCCUCCUUUAUGCGUUCCCUCCUAUUCCGCUAAUUCACAGGGUAAUCCGCAAACUAUUGGAAGAGAAGGCAGAGUUGAUCCUGGUGGCUCCACACUGGCCACAGAGACCAUGGUUUGCAGAUCUGUUAGCUCUAUUGAUCACCAGACACUGGAGGAUUCCAGAUGACAAGAUACAACUGCUACAAGGGACUCUGUCACACCCGGAGCCUCAAUGGUUUCAAUUAACCGUUUGGAGGCUGAGUGGGACAUAUUAGUUCGAUUCCACAUUCCUUCUGAGGCUAUUCCUACCAUUCAAGCCUCUCGUCGUUCUUCCACACUCAGAAUUUAGCAGAUGACUUGGUGAAGUUUCGUUAGGUGGUGUCGAAAAAAAGGUUUCACCAACGCAAGCAGAGGUUCCUCAUAUCAGCUCUUGCAGGAAGGUUUAGAUUCUGGUUUAUCGUCCAACACCCUUCGACAACAGGUGGCAGCAAUAUCUUCAGUACUCACCUGUACCACAUCUGAUUCUUUGGCUAUUCAUCCAAUCAUUCGCAGAUUUCUUCGAGGAGCCUCUAAUCUUCGCCCACCCAUGGUUCACAGAUACCCAUUUUGGGAUCUCAAUAAGGUCCUCUCUGCCUUGACAAAGCAGCCAUUUGAACCUAACUCUGAAAGUUUGCUUCCUGAUAGCCAUCACGUCAGCUCGUCGUAUUUCAGAGCUAGCUGCACUUUCUAUCCACAAAGACCUUUGCAUUUUCCAUCCUGACCGGGUUGUCUUACGUCUGGAUCCCACCUUCAUGCCCAAAAUUAAUUCCCUUUUCCACCGCUCACAAGAACUUGUUCUUCCUAACUUUUGUCCCAAUCCAUCUCACCAUCUAGAAGUUCUAUGGCACACCUUGGAUGUCCGCCGUGCUAUAAAGAUUUAUCUACAACGCACUUCAACUUUUAGGAAGACGGAAGCGCUCUUUGUCCCCUUCCUUCCUGCAUCAUUGGGACUUAAGGUCUCAGGUCCUACUAUCGGUAGGUGGAUCAAAUCAACCAUUGCCGACAUCUACCCACCCAAACGGACAACGAGCUUUGGUAUGUCCCAUCAUCCUGACUGCCGUUUCUCACCAGGGUGGAGAAUGGGGCGUUGGACUUACCAGACAUGCCCUUUCUCAUGACGGUGAAAAUGGCAGUAAGCCCCUCCCUACAUGGGCCAGCCACCAGCUGAGGAGGAGUGGGAGGGAAAUCACUGUUUUUAAUUUCAGAAAGACACGCCAGUCUGCAAUAGUCCCUUCGCAAAAACUGGAGCCCAGGAGGAAGAGGUGGGGCUUAAACAGUUGCAGACUCGGUCCUUCAAUCUUGACGGACAGGUCAACCCCAUCAUCCUGACUGCCGUUUUCACCGUCGUGAGAAAGGGUGUGUCAGGUAAGUCCAACGCCCCAUUUUCUCAGUUUUCCUAGUUUUUGCUUUAUAGAAGACCAAUGAAGUGAGAUACAGUGGCCGAAGUAAUAUGAUGAAAGUUUCUUCAGGUUUCAUUAAACAUUAUUGAGCUUGAGCUUCUGAAUACAGCUUCAUCACUGACAUUUUUUUUUACGUUUUUAAAAUCAGGAAUCCCUUUGUCCCAAGGCUCAGUGCUCUUCUAUUAUAGCUUGCUUGAGGUAAAAGUGGCUUGGUGGAUAUGUACCUCAUCUGCAAAGAGAUGAUGAGAUGAAGAAAACUUUCUCUGAUCCUGGAGAAAGCAAUUUCCCCACAGUGCCUCUUUAGAGAAAGAGAGGAACAGGUGAAGUACAGAAAGACACUACAUUUCUUCCAUUUUCCUCACAUCUUCCUUUUUUCUAUUUCUUGGUCACAUUUCAUAACUAAAUGAUACACCGCUAGGAUUUACAAGCAGUCCUCGACAGGGGUGGGAUCCUACCGGUUUAACAACCGGUUCACUAGGCACAUCCGAACUGGUAGAAUCCCACCCUUGCAUGUAGGAAUAAUGAGGAAAAGGAAAUUUAGUUUAUUAAUGAGCAACCUGCAUUCCAAUAAAGUUAAAACUGUGGAUACUUAACAAAACUGUGCUGUUUUGGCUGCCUAUGUAUUCAAAGAAUUAAUUUCAUGCGUGUAUAUACAUGCAAGAAACUAAUUCUUUAUAUUCAUAUUAUAUAUAAUUUGCCAAUUCUCAGAUAUGUUGAACUACAUUUGAAUAUUUUUGAAUUUUAGAUAAUUACUUUGUGAAUAGAAAAAGUGGUAAAUAUUACUGGACCGAGAGGGGAAUGUUACGCCUUAAUAGAAUUUGGAUGCAAUUGAUCAUAGGGAGAAAAUAGACUCACUGCUUAUUGAAAUUCUGAAGGUGGGUUUUCUCUUUGACUAAAACGUAGCGCCUCACUCUUUAAAAACAUUUUUCCAUAAUAGAGAGAAUUUAUUGCAUAGCAGAAUGAGACUCUUUAGAUUUCUAAUAACCUUGGCCAGCUUAGACUGUUUAUUUUGGAAUUGCCUGAGUCGUGAUAAUGCCAGAAGUAAAAAUACUGGAAUUGUCUCUUGCUAGAUUUGUCGGAGGGCAGGCCUAGUGUAUUUCUAAUAGAAAACACAGAUUAAACCCCCACAUUUAGAAACCUCAGCUCCUGUUUCUAACUCUAUCAGCAGGGGUUGAGAUGACUCUUUUCCCUCCCAAGUCCUAAUUACUUAUGUGAGAUGCUACUAGCUUUAGCGUUCCUGUUGAGAGAAAAAUAUAUUUCUAUAUUUGUUCCCUCCUUCAUCUUCAUAUUAUCAUGCUGGUGCAUCCUAUUCUUAGCAACUGUGCCAAUGUAGGAGCUGUUUGCAACAGUAAAACUGUUUUGAGAGUGUGGAAACUUUGUAUACUGAUCAUUGGGUUGUUUUGGAGUGAGGGGAAAAAUAUACAUACGGAUAUGCUAGGAAAUUAUCAUUGGCCACCGUUUUUUUUUUUAUAGAGAGAAAAGAUCCUUGUACUGAUGGUAGUUAGGACUGUUUACUUUUGUGGGGUUUUCUGGGCGACACUUAUAAAUAUCCAAUAAAAUUAUUUUCACUUAGAGCAAAUUCAAAAUAGCUGAAACAAGCAUAUCUAAAAUAAAAUGGUAUGGUAAUCAACUAAUCCUUCUCAUUCACUCCUAACAGUAAAGCGGAGAAAUUGCUAGUCACUAUCCACAUACCAAAAUCAGUUCUCAGGGUAAGUUUAUGAUCAGUGAGGGACCUAAACAUUUAAGCAUAUCAUUAGAAGGCAACACAAAGGUCAUCUAAUCUAGUCUCUUGCACUGCAACAUAUCUAGUGUUACAACAUUCCUAAUAUAGCUAUCCAGACUUUGCUUUAAAACCCUUAAUGAUUAUGAUUACAACUAUUCCACUUUCUAAAACAGACUGUUCCCUUCUUAAACAAUUAAUUCUCUUAAUUGCUUUCUAAUGUUUUCCUGAAUUCUUUUUCUUGUAAUUUGCUGUUAUCUAAACCUUUCCUUUGAAGCAACGAUUUCAUUGUAUGUGACCUAUCCUUCAAAUAAAUGAUACAUCUUUUUAACAGUCUCAUCUCCAAGUGAAACAGCAAUUCUGUCAAGCUUUUCCUAAUACCAGUUAGCCAGAAAGUACCCUGUCAUCUUUGCCUCCAUGCUGUGGGAUAUAUUUUAAUUUAUCAGUCUUGUUCCUAAACUAUAGUGUCCCCUGAAGUGAACAGCAGAAUAACAUAAUAAACGUUUCAUGAUUGAAAUGCAGCCUUUUUGUUGACGUGGCCUACAGUGUGCAGCUUUCUAAGGAAAGAGAGAACAGUUAAACUGGAACGUUCAUUUAUUUUCCUCUUGUUUACAUUAACGUAAGUUGAUCAUUUGUAACAAAAGAACAAAGAAAAAUAUCAACAAUACAACAAAGGGGAAAAAACACAAAAAACACUCUUUUUAUUACUCAAAGACAUUGCUCUGUCUUUCAAGUCUUGAAAAGUUCAACAAUUUUAGGUAAAGGUAAAGGUUCUCCUCGCACAUACGUGCUAGUCGUUGCCAACUCUAGGGGGCGGUGCUCAUCUCGGUUUCAAAGCCGAAGAGCCAGCGCUGUCCGAAGACGUCUCCGUGGUCAUGUGGCCGGCAUGACUCAACGCCAAAGGCGCACGGAAUGCUCUUACCUUCCCACCAAGGUGGUCCCUAUUUUUUCUACUUGCAUUUUUACGUGCUUUCGAAACUGCUAGUAUUGCAGUACUUGCAGUACUGCUGGGAUAAGUAAUGGGAGCUCACCCCAUUACACGGCAGCACUAGGGAUUCGAACCGCUGAGCUGCCGACCUUUCGAUCGACAAGCUCAAUGUCUUAGUCCCUGAGCCACCAUGUCCCCUUCAACAAUUUUAAGCUCUAGAAUUAAAUAGGCUAAUAGGGAGCAUUACAUGAGAAGUGGACCCUUAGUUUAAAAGCUUGGGAGACUGAAGCCAGUCAGAAUGGUUUCCGGUAAAACUGCAUGACCUAGGAAUUGACCUAGGAAUGUAUCUGGCUGUCCACAAAAGUUGCAUUGAAGUGAAUGUUGUCUGUGCCAGGGCAAUGUUUGAAAGGUGCUACAUCUUUCCACUCUGUCAUUAUUCAUAUGCACUUAGCAUGUGUACACUGUCAUAGCUCUCAUCUAAUACAUGUGCCUUGGCAGUGCCCAAGUUAAGAAACACUGGUGAAGCUGUUGAAUUCUGAUGAGCUCCAGUUAGGCCUUGAGUCUUUCCUUAUACAGUGCCUCAAUGGGUGAGCCCUUUUUAGGAGUCCCCAUUGGAAUGAUGAUUUAAGCAGCUUUUGAAGUCUGCUUUUGUAUUAAUUCAUCAUUGCAAAAAGCUAUUCAUAAUGCUCAGAUACAUACAGUCUAUAGCAGCGGUCCCCGAUCUUUUGGAUUAGGAUUUGCUGUCCAAAUUGUUUGCCUCUUUAGAUGGUCCUUACUUUACAACAGUAACUAGGAUUGGAUUUCUGCUGCUAAGCUAUGUGUCAGGCUUGUCUCAGCUUGGGUAUUUAGGAAAGAAAGGUCCUCAACUCCAUAUGUAGCAAAAGGUAUACUUUUACAAAAGCCAAGUGAUUAUGGUAUAAGCAAAGCUGGAUCUGAAUAUUCCUGCUCAAAACCUGCCUUUUCCCCAUUUCCCGGGCCCUCCCCCACGUGAUGAGUUCAUAGGUGUCCAGUGACAUUUGAAUCUGGUGUUUUGGUAACCACUUUAGAUUUGGUGCCUCUUUGGUGGUACUUUUGCAUUCUGUUCUCACGCUCAUGUCCUUGGAUGUGCUGGUCUCUUCUGGAUUGGCACCUCUGAUUCCUGUUAUCCUGUCAUCCCUCCCUCCCGCAUUUUAUGGCAGGAUGCCAGCUAAGCGAAGCAAGCUGAUGCAUUUACGAUGGCAGACCUGAUACAAUGCAUUUGUAAAUCUCUGUUGUCAUCAUUAAAUGAGGAUUGUGGGUGAUUGUGCAACUUCCUGCCAGCUUUCAACAAGCAAAGUCAAUGGGGAAACUAAUAGGAAAUUGCAAAUCAUGGUUAGGACAAGCCGUUCUUUAGGUUGCACAUUAGUAUUGCAGGUGAGUGGUAUGGAAUGUGCCGAGGUUACAUGGAUCCCUAACUUUUCCACUGUGUCUCCACUCUUGGUUCAAAUUGGACUACGAUUCCCAAUCUUGUUUCUUGGUUUGAGGAAGAGAAUUCUUCUUUCAUUACCUUGAAGCAAACUCUGUCAACUGCACCAGCAUAUACAUUCCAUAGUUAUUGUAAAUCCUUUUACGCUAUUUCAUGCUUAGCAGGGCAUUGCCUCAGGAGUACUAAUUCAGCUUAUGGGUCCUGGGCAAUGGCCUGUGGCUUACUAUUCUUUGAAACCUGAUCGGAUAGCAGCUGGAUGCCCAUAGUGUUUGCAAUUGACAGCAGUUGCUGCCCUUCAGCUGGGGUGUGCUCAAGAUAUUCUUUUGAACCAUUCCAUGACCUUGCUAGUUCCACAAGCAAUAGAAAAUUUGCUGCUUUCUCAAAAUACCCACUAUAUCUCCAUUCAGUUUUUACUUAGUAUGAGAAACUUUUGCUGCUAAUAUGACUCUCAAGCUCUAUCAGACUUUAAAUACUGCUCCCCCCUUCCUGAUUGUGGGGCAGUAGCAAGCACUGUUUCUACUUCUGGUCUUGACCUCAUUGAAGACCCAUGACAUCACCUCACCUGGGAGCUAUGAGUCAUCUUUUUUAAGAGGAUGGUUGAUGGUGCUCUGACUACUCUGUUAUCAUCAAGCUUUUGUGAUAGAGGCUCAUGCUCUGGCCACAAUUAUAUCUGAUAAGAUUACAGAGUUUGUUGCUCUAACUUGUAUUUACACCCUAGCAGCAAGUUUCUCAGUGGCCAAUGGCCAUCUGCACUAACUCCAGUAUGCUUUUGAUAUUUGGUCAGAUUUUGGUAAUUAAGGGCUUUCCCCUUUCUAGAUACCUCUUUGUUAAUACAGCUGUGGCUUCCCUACUGUAAUUUCUGUUUCCUCUUGCUGGGAUGACAAGGACACCCAUCUUUAGCAUAAGGUAACUAUUUGGAUUAGGCUGUGGCCAAAUAUCUGCUAUUUCUGGUUUUUUGUUUCCCCUCUCAGUCCUUCUGCUGUUGAAGUUUUGGCCUUUUCUUCUCCAGUCUGUCCUUUUUCUGGAACAAUGCCUUCUGUUUCCUGAAGAGGCUGCUUGGAAACACUUGCCCCCCCCUUCUAAUGGCAUUUAAUGGAUUGCUCAUGCCCCCUCCCCCUCUACUUCUUUAGAUUACACUGCAAAUUUUGACAUAUUGGUGUGUCUCAAACAAGUUGCAUAGCAAGUGGUCGACAGCUGUGGGGUAUGUGCAGAACUCAGCCUACACCCUCUUAACUGCUGUCACCAGCACUUCCCCUUGGAUGCAUGGACCAUUCCAGUCUUUGCAACUUCAUUUCAUGGAUAUGCCUUCUUAUAUUGCCACCUACUGAUUGUAAUGGGGCACCUUUUCAAGCCUUUCCUACUUCUAUGGCCAACACUGUAGCAGUAGUAAAGUACUUACAAAAGAGAUCAUUCCACAACAUGACUGCUCUUUCAUAAUAAGAGAGAUGGUGGUCUACAGUUUGCUGGCCACUUAAAAAAAAAACAUAUCCAAGGCUUUGGGAACCAAGAAGAAGCUCCACGCUCCUGAUUACCCAAUUUCUAAUGAAUUGAUAGAGAGACCAGCUGACUAUAACGACUCAAUUGGCCAAAUUCUAUACUGAAAUGGGAUUAAAUUGGGUAGAGUACCUGCCAUAUGCUCUCAUAUUCAUGUAGCCAUCAAGCCAAAUAAUGGAUCUCUUUAUUUGGUAGGGUCUUGCCACUAGAUGCUAUGUACCUUGAAGCUUGUACCUCUCUGCUGGGAAAUCACAAUCUUCAGGUUUUUUUUUUAAAAAAUGUAUUCUUGCCAGAAAUUCACAGUCCAGCCUGUACCCCUCAAUUAACCCAGUGCACUCCAUCCAGCCAGGUGUUUGGUUCUGCUUAAGAGACUCUGAUGCAAGACCUUUCUGGAAUCAAGGAGGGGAAAAUGUGUAUAUCUUGUUCUGCUUACCACCAAGACUUAAUAAAUGUGCAAAGGAAAGAGGUCCGAUACAAUUGGACCCAAAUGAAAAGGAUUACCUUACUGGCAGGGAAGAUGCAAAGAGAACAGCAGAUCAACCUAGAAAAAGCUGACUGCCAGGCAUUCACUGGUUGUAGAGAUCAGAACAAUCUAGGAACUCCUUCUGUUGAUGCAAACCGGGCUGUUUCAUAUCUCCUGUAUUUUUAUCUGCAUAGUGACCAAUGCAUACAACCACAGAUCCUGGAAUCAAAAUCAAUAAUUAGGCAACAUUAUAAUUCUGUGUCCCUUCUUAGUGAGUAUUGCUAUCUUUGAUCUUUAAGACAUUUGCUUUCAUCUGCUAACUUCUUAUCAUGCAAGCUAUCUAUUAGAUUUUUUUUUAUCCUGGCUUUGUUACUUUAUAAGUAACUCAAGAUAGCGAAGAUACCUAAUAGUCCUUCAUCCUCCUAUUUCCCCCACAACAUCAACCCUGUAAGGUGGGUUGGGCUGAAAGAUAGUCAUCCAGCUGGAAAAUUGAUUUUUCUUAAAAAUUGCUGGACUACUGGGAAAGGAUGGAGUCUAGAAGCAUCUGUACGCUGACGACACUCAGCUGUACUUUUCCACCCCGGACCACCCCAAUGAAGCUAUCGAAGUGCUGUCCC
Ahaetulla prasina is the source of this 11221-nucleotide messenger RNA. RefSeq lists its product as uncharacterized. The transcript is spliced from 2 exons. The coding region runs from base 1 to 1122 and encodes 373 amino acids. The record is from RefSeq and is a predicted model, not a curated record. Lineage: Eukaryota; Metazoa; Chordata; Lepidosauria; Squamata; Colubridae.